GGAUGCAGCGUCUCAAAGCCGCCGUGAAGCAGUAGUGGACCUGCUCUGAGAAAGAACGCUUGUAUACAAUUUAAUGAAGGAUAACGACUUGUGACGUCACUGUGGGUUUUUGAAGAACAACUAUUUUUUCAGACUAGACGUAAAAACUAAAAAUGAACAUCAGCAGACGCGAACUGGUUAUACCAGUCUGUAUGGUUGCUGUCUUCGUCCUGUGGAUCUCCGGCUCGACAGGUACCACCUUCAUCCCUAAUCUAACAGAGCGCUGUUACAGAUGCCUUUGCUACGUGUCCACAAAAUGUGAUAGGUCUUAUGGCUGUGCGGGGGGAUAUUGUGGCCCGUUCAACAUAUCCAGAGUGUACUGGGUUGAUGCCGGGAAGGUAGUUAUGAAGGAAGACGACCCAGAGAGAAAUCACGCUUGGGCUGAUUGCGCUAGAAAUUAUUUCUGUGCUAAAAAGAUCAUCGAAGGAUAUUUACAAAGAUUUGGCAAGGAUUGCAACGGUGACGGUGUCACCAACUGCUUUGAUUACAUGAUGGUGAACGGUAAUGGCGGAUACGGCUGCACCACGCCUCUCAACAACUCUGAAAACGGCAGGAGAUGGCUGCAGAGAUACUCCGAGUGCCAGCUUUAGACUCUAAUACAAUAUUCUAGUACCACCAGAUUAAACUAUUUACGGUCGAUUUCGGUUGCGGUCGUAAAAAUAGAACGAUUGAGUGUACUGACUAUAAUAUUGUCAAUUUUCAUCAAACAAGAGAAUAUACGUACAUAGGUAAUAUCAA
Manduca sexta (tobacco hornworm) is the source of this 777-nucleotide messenger RNA. RefSeq names its product lysozyme-like. NCBI's taxonomy places the organism in Eukaryota, Metazoa, Arthropoda, Insecta, Lepidoptera, Sphingidae. The coding region runs from base 153 to 629 and encodes 158 amino acids. The transcript is spliced from 5 exons. Gene Ontology annotation, molecular function: lysozyme activity. The record is from RefSeq and is a predicted model, not a curated record.